Molecule: messenger RNA, 1497 nt
Organism: Exophiala viscosa
Lineage: Eukaryota; Fungi; Ascomycota; Eurotiomycetes; Chaetothyriales; Herpotrichiellaceae
Exons: 3
Coding region: 269-1348 (359 amino acids)
Source: RefSeq, a predicted model, not a curated record
UGCCGACAAGCAAGCCCACCGUCCUUCAAGCAUUUCAAAGUGCAAUGGCGCUCCUGGCAAAUCCAUAAUGGAUCUUGUCUGGGAAAAGUUGACAAUCAUAUGGGAAUUGUGGCAGGGCAAUUGAAGUGGAAGAGCCGAGGCUUUGACGUCAUUUGAAUGACGGACAUUCAUGAAGACUGCGAACACCACACGGCUUGUGCACUUUUCGACCUCAUGUACCUGGUACUCUGGAACCCACGAAUAAUGGCUGUAUGACUCAACGACGGUAAUGUCGAACAAUGCUCCCAGCUCGAACGCUGAUGAAGAUCUACUCUCACGUCUCAAUGCCCUAAAAACGUCCACCGUUUCGUUUGACCAGACAAACUUUCGGACCCCUCCAGGAACGAAACCGCAAGCCUCCCUCCCACCGAAUCCUGCCAGAGCUCUUCACUCGGAUCUUCUGACGAGAUGGAAGUCUCUUGGGGGAUCCGCUUCUACAAGUGCAAUUGAGCCCGCAAACUCAACGGAAAAAGCAGAAGAUGAGAAAACUGUUGAGGAACUCCUGGCUGAUCUUGGACCAUCUGAUACUUGGGGUGUCGGCAAAAGCGAAGAAGACCAAGUGAAGGAGUUGCUGCAAUCAGCAACGGCUGCACUGAGUGUCGCUCACGAACGAAACGGAAAAUCGACCGAAGAAAAAGGGGGAGACGACGUGGAGAAGUCGUCCGCAACAACCAAACUACCUGCUGUCGACAUUUCGGUCUUUCAACCUAAACCCGACUCUGAAGAGGAGGAAAAGAUAGACGACAAGACCAAAGACACUCUUGAUCACGAGGCUGACGAAUUAUUGGCGAGAAUACUGGACGAAGUUGAACACGAGCCUCCUGAGCCGGAACAGGAGCGUGCAGAUGGUUCAGACGAAGAAGAUGAGAUUGAAGAUGUAGUCACCUCGACUGGACAUCUAACGCUAUCCCUGGAUCUUCCUAGUACGCCUUCAAAGCUUCCUGAUCCCGUCCAACCUCAAGCUAAGCCCGAACCCGCCGACGACGAUGAUCUAGCGUCGCGAUUUGCCGGGUUUGCACUGCCUUCGGUCCCGACAACCAUGAAAUCUACAAGCACCUCAAAGUCUAGUACGAAACCAUCCCCGGGUUACACGGACGAAGACAUCGACUCAUGGUGCAUAAUUUGCAACGACGAUGCCACACUACGAUGUAUAGGCUGCGACGGAGACCUCUACUGUGCCAACUGCUGGAUGGAAGGCCACAGGGGUGAGGAUGCUGGUCUCGAAGAACGAACACACAAGGCUGUUCAAUUCGUCAAGGGUGGUGGAAUGAAGAAGCAACCUAAAAGGAGGGUCAAGAUGGGUGCUUGAAGCCCAUGUGCUGACCAGGUGGUAAGGUAGCUCAAAUUCCUCCAGCCACGGAAAGCAAAAAUUCCGGUUCACACAGUCUCGCCGACACUUCUCUUCUCGUCCACCUCCUCGACUACCAUCAUUUCCGGCGCACGUGGCUGCACCGACCC